AUGCCCACACCUCAACCACAACGACUGGCACCAAUACCUCCCACGCUUCCAAAUGUUUUACACUUUUUCUUUUAUCUUUUUCUCUCUUUUCUUUCCUUGUUUUUUGACGACUUAUUUCGCGAUACCUGUGCAUCUUUUUCUGUCUUGUCCUCAUUCGCUAACUUCCGUUAUUCUGUUUUCAUCGAGGACGAACACACCUUUGUUUAUUUUCGCAAUAUCACUCCCUCACCUUUCUCCCUUCAUUUGUAUUUUACCUUUCCCUCCGCCGUUCUCAUUUGCUUUCUCCUUUCAUUUUUUCUUUCUUUCUUCAUUUCCGUUCUUUCUUUCUUUCUUUCUUUCUUUCUUUCUACUCGGUCUUUCUUUCUUUCCAUUCCUUUCUUUCCAUUCUUUUCUCUUUCUUUCCUCCUUCAUUUCCAUUCUUUCUUUCUUUUUUUCUUUCUUUCUUUCUUUCUUUAUUUCCUUCUUUUAGUUUUUCAUUAUUUCUAUUUUUUUCUUUCAGUCGUUCUUAUUUGCCUUCUCCUUUCAUUUUCUUUCUUUCUUCCGUCAUUUCCAUACUUUCUGUUUCUUUCUUCAUUUUCAUUCUGUCUUUCUUUAUUUAUUUCCUUUCUUUCUUUCUCUCCAUUAUCUCUCUCUCUUUCUUUAUUCAUUUCCAUUCUUUCUUUCUUUCUUUCUUUCUUUCUUUCUCUCACUAUUUCUUUCUUUCACUAUUUCUUUUUUUUUCUUUCCGUUUUUCUUACUUUCUUUCUCCUUCCUUUUUCCUUUCUUCAUUUCCAUUCUUUCUUUCUUCAUUUUCAUUUUUCUUUAUUUCCGUUCUUUCUUUCAUUCUUUCUUAUCAAUUAUCUCCUGUUAAUUCCCCUUUCUUCAUUCUUUCUUUCUUUCUUUCUUCAUUUUUAUUCUGUCUUUCUUUAUUUCCUUUCUUUCUUUUCAUUCUCUCUCUCUUUCUUUCUUCAUUUUCAUUCUUUCUUUCUUUCUUUCUUUCCGUUUUUCUUACUUACUUUCUCCUUUCUUUUUUCUACUUUUCUUCAUUUCCAUUCUUCUUUCUUUCUUUCUUUCUUCAUUUCCUUUCUUUGUUUAUUUUUAUUCUGUCUUUCUUUCUUUCUUUCCCUUCUCUCUCUCUUUCUUUCUUCAUUUUCAUUCUUUCUUUCUUCAUUUCCUUUCUUUCUUUCUUUCUUUAUUUUUAUUCUUUCUUUCUUUCUUCAUUUCCUUUCUUUCUUUCUUUCUUUCUCCACUGCCUUAACCGGGUAUUGA
Acanthosepion pharaonis is the source of this 1248-nucleotide messenger RNA. The record is from the annotation of a GenBank genome assembly. NCBI's taxonomy places the organism in Eukaryota, Metazoa, Mollusca, Cephalopoda, Sepiida, Sepiidae.